UAAAAGAGUAACUGAAGUGUUUUAAGUCAUUCCACAUAAUUUUGUUUUGCCAUUUUAAAUCCAUUAAUUCUUAGUUUUAUGUCUUCUGUCAGAUCGCCACAUUAUUCAUCAAAAUACAGUAUCCUGAGAAUGAUGAAAGUUCAGGCAAGGAUUUAUGUAACUGAAAAAGGGCUCAUCUAUGUUCACAUUUCUGACAAGAAAAUACUGAACAUUAGCAUAACACCACUGCCACCUCAUGACCAGUAUUAAAGAGGGACAGCUACUGAAGCAAACCAGUUCUUUCCAAAGGUGGAAAAAACGAUAUUUUAAACUUCGAGGACGAACACUUUAUUAUGCAAAGGACUCAAAGUCUCUAAUAUUUGAUGAAGUUGACCUCUCAGAUGCCAGUGUAGCUGAAGCAAGCACAAAAAACGCCAACAACAGCUUCACGAUAAUCACUCCAUUCAGGAGGCUAAUGCUGUGUGCUGAGAACAGAAAAGAGAUGGAAGACUGGAUCAGCUCACUGAAGUCUGUACAGACCAGAGAACCUUACGAGGUGGCCCAGUUUAACGUGGAACAUUUCUCAGGGAUGCACAACUGGUACGCUUGCUCCCACGCCCGCCCCACCUUCUGUAACGUGUGCCGAGAGAGCCUUUCGGGAGUCACUUCCCAUGGCCUGUCCUGUGAAGUGUGUAAAUUCAAGGCUCACAAAAGAUGUGCUGUGCGGGCAACAAAUAACUGCAAGUGGACGACCCUGGCCUCCAUUGGGAAGGACAUCAUGGAGGAUGAAGACGGCGUUGCGAUGCCUCACCAAUGGCUGGAGGGCAACUUGCCUGUGAGCGCCAAGUGUGCUGUCUGUGACAAAACAUGUGGCAGUGUUCUUCGUCUACAAGAUUGGAAGUGCCUUUGGUGUAAAACAAUGGUACACACUGCCUGCAAAGAUUUAUACCACCCCGUAUGCCCACUUGGCCAAUGUAAAGUAUCUAUCAUACCUCCAAUUGCACUGAACAGCACUGACUCUGACGGUUUCUGUAGAGCAACAUUUUCAUUCUGUGUUAGUCCUCUACUGGUUUUUGUCAAUUCUAAGAGUGGAGAUAAUCAGGGAGUAAAGUUCCUUCGUCGUUUUAAACAGCUGCUAAAUCCUGCUCAGGUGUUUGAUUUAAUGAAUGGAGGUCCUCAUUUAGGUUUAAGAUUAUUUCAGAAAUUUGACAAUUUCCGGAUUCUUGUUUGUGGAGGAGAUGGAAGUGUAGGUUGGGUUUUGUCAGAAAUUGAUAAGCUCAACCUGAAUAAACAGUGUCAGCUGGGAGUAUUGCCUUUGGGCACAGGCAAUGACCUUGCUCGAGUUCUUGGCUGGGGAGGUUCAUAUGAUGAUGACACCCAACUUCCUCAGAUACUAGAGAAGCUGGAACGAGCCAGUACCAAAAUGUUGGACAGAUGGAGUAUAAUGACAUAUGAACUCAAAUUGCCACCGAAGGCUUCUCUACUUCCUGAACCUCCAGAAGCACCUGAAGAAUUCUAUAUGACAAUUUAUGAAGACUCAGUUACAACUCAUCUUUCAAAAAUCCUCAAUUCUGAUGAACACGCAGUGGUCAUAUCGUCUGCCAAGAUACUGUGUGAAACCGUAAAGGACUUCGUUGCCAAAGUAGAGAAGGCCUAUGACAAAACGUUUGAAAAUGCAGUUGUAGCAGAAGCUGUGGCUACCAAAUGUUCAGUCUUAAAUGAGAAGCUUGAACAACUGCUGCAAGCUUUGCACACAGAUUUCCAGGCUGCUCCCACACUCCCAGGCAUUGGGGCUGUCAUCCUAGAAGAAGAUGUUGUGGAAUCUUCAAGUGAAGAAUCCUUGGGUGAAAGCAAGGACCAGCUUGCAGAAGAUAUUACAAAAUCUUCCUCCCAGAAAGCCAUCAAACCAAGGGAAAUAAUGUUACGGGCAAACAGUUUAAAGAAAGCAGUGAGGCAAGUCAUUGAAGAAGCUGGAAAAGUUAUGGAUGACCAGACAGUAAUCUGUACUGAUUACGAUAGUAUAGAAACAGAUGAAUCUAAAGAAGAAUCUAAAGAAGAUUCAAGAGAAUCAUUAACUGUUAAAGCUGCACCUCGGUCUCCAGAUGCUCGGGCAAGUCGUGGCCAUUCCCAAACUGAUUCUCUCCCUGGUCCAGCUGUGACAGCCACCAAAGAAAAUCUCCCUGUACUCAAUACUAGAAUAAUUUGCCCAGGUUUAAGAGCAGGAUUAGCUGCCUCGAUUGCUGGGAGUUCUAUUAUCAACAAAAUGUUACUAGCAAAUAGCGAUCCUUUUGGUGCAACGCCGUUUAUUGACCCAGACCUAGAUUCAUUAGAUGGAUAUUCAGAAAAAUGUGUUAUGAACAAUUACUUUGGGAUUGGAUUAGAUGCAAAAAUUUCAUUAGAAUUUAAUAAUAAGAGAGAAGAGCACCCAGAAAAAUGCAGGAGCCGAACUAAAAACUUGAUGUGGUAUGGAGUCCUUGGCACCCGGGAAUUAUUACAGAGAUCUUACAAAAAUUUAGAACAAAGGGUUCAACUUGAGUGUGAUGGGCAGUAUAUUCCUCUCCCUAGUCUUCAAGGCAUAGCAGUGUUGAACAUCCCUAGUUAUGCUGGAGGCACUAACUUCUGGGGUGGAACUAAAGAAGAUGAUAUAUUUGCUGCGCCAUCAUUUGAUGACAAGAUCCUAGAAGUUGUUGCAAUAUUUGAUAGCAUGCAAAUGGCAAUGUCAAGGGUCAUCAAACUACAGCAUCAUCGCAUAGCCCAGUGCCGUACAGUAAAAAUCACUAUAUUUGGAGAUGAAGGCGUCCCAGUGCAGGUGGAUGGUGAAGCUUGGGUUCAGCCUCCAGGAAUUAUCAAAAUUGUGCACAAAAAUAGAGCUCAGAUGCUAACAAGGGACAGAGCCUUUGAGAGCACUCUGAAAUCUUGGGAAGAUAAACAAAAGUGUGACUCUGGCAAGCAAGUUCUUCGAACCCAUUUGUACAUCCAGCAUGCCGUUGACCUGGCAACGGAAGAGGUAUUGCAGAUGCAGCUGUGUUCCCAGGCUGCAGAGGAGCUAAUUACCAGGAUUUGUGAGGCAGCCACAAUUCAUUGUCUUCUGGAGCAAGAAUUGGCCCAUGCCGUGAAUGCAUGCUCACAUGCACUGAAUAAAGCCAACCCACGGUGCCCGGAGAGUCUUACAAGAGAUACUGCUACUGAAAUAGCCAUCAAUGUGAAGGCGCUAUAUAAUGAAACAGAGUCUUUGCUAGUUGGCAGGGUUCCUUUGCAGUUGGAAUCUCCACAUGAAGAGCGAGUAUCUAGUGCCUUACACUCUGUGGAGGUGGAAUUACAGAAAUUAACAGAGAUCCCCUGGCUUUAUUAUAUCUUACAUCCCAAUGAGAAUGAGGAGCCUCCUAUGGAUUGCACAAAAAGAAACAACAGAAGCACAGUAUUUCGUAUAGUGCCAAAGUUUAAAAAGGAAAAGGUUCAGAAGCAGAAGACAAGUUCACAGCCUGUUCAGAAAUGGGGCACAGAGGAAGUUGCUGCUUGGCUGGAUCUGCUCAGUUUGGGAGAGUACAAAGAAAUCUUCAUCCGUCAUGACAUCAGAGGGGCUGAACUUUUGCAUCUGGAAAGGCGAGAUCUUAAGGACCUGGGGAUACCGAAAGUGGGCCAUAUGAAGCGAAUUCUCCAGGGAAUUAAAGAGCUUGGAAGGAGCACUCCCCAGUCUGAGGUGUAAUCAUAUCGGUGCUAUUCCUUGGAAGAGAAGUAAUUGCUACUUAAUACAAAAUUCUUGGAAGCAAUUGGCUGUUCUUGUAGUUUUCUGCAUAGAUAAGUAAGCACCACUGAAGCACCUCUAUGGCUUAAUAUUUUUCUGUGGGUGAAAAUUUUGAUUUGAGGUAUAAGAAAAUAUUUUUGUGCCAAAAAUACAUUCCAUUAAGCCAUUUUCUUAUUGUGCAAACCUAACAUGUUUAAAUAUGCUCACAAUAGUUAAAAAAAAUAGGAGGAAUCUGAAAUGAUUGCAUUGUCUAAAAGGUGGAAUGGAUGUUAUCUUUGACCUGGUCUCAUAGAAGGUUCUUUCUGUGCAGCCACGUAACAGUAUGUGGAUAAAACUUCUUAGGUUUCAUUAUUGGAGGCAUGACUUCUUCCUCAAAAUCACUGGUUAGGAGACAAGAUACAAAGUUAUGUUUUCAGUGUUAGAUCGGUAAUCACCUCAGGUUCCCAGCACUCACUGGUCAAAGAAUGUGGUUAAACAAACCCAUCAAAUACUAUAAAUAAUGCAAAUCUUAAUGCACGGUUUUCCUGCCUGAAUUGUCUCUCGUUUCUUGCAUGUUAUAUAUAAUAUUGUAAUAUUUUAUAGCUUUAAUGUCAAUUUUAAUGGAAUUUAUUUAUUACUUCCCAAGUACCUUUUUGUGGGCUAAGAGCACUACACUUUUCUGUUCUUUAAUGUGGAUUUUUGCAGAUAUGUAUACCUAAGACUCGGUGAUCAUGUGUCUGUGCCAUAAUCAACAACUUGUAUACAUCUUCUGUAAGCUAGCUUUGUUUCAGUCUAUCAUAAACUGUAGGUGUGCACAUUGAGAAAAUUCUCUGGGUAUUUUCAUAAACUUACAUGCUCUUUUGCCUAACAAAAUUUAUUACAGUUCUCCAAACCACAUUUCCCAUAUUUGUCCCUAUUUUUUCAUUUCAAUUUAAUAAUUAUACUCUGUUUGAAUUUAAAACAGACUGUUGCCAUCUAGGAAUUCUACAAGAUCUCAGCUGAGAUUGGUAUACUGAUUGAUCAUCCAGACUCACCCAUUAGCUACAGUGACUUCUGACACAAACUUUCCACCAGAAGAAAUUUAAUUUUUUUCUUAAGGGCUUUAUAAUUAUUUCAUGUAAUUCUUAUAUUCUGUCAGGUAGAUAUUUUCCUUUUUCUAAACCACUAUAUGUCAGUAUUGUUGAUUAGAAGUCAACAUUACAAUGAUCAAAUCUUUGAAAACCAAAGGCAUCAUAUCAGAAAUUCACAAAAAUAUCCUUAAGGAAGAUUUCUUUAGCCAUUGUAUCCAAGAAAUUAAUUUUUUUACAUGUUCUUUAUAAGAGAAAUAAACAGGGUACUGACCUAGUGGUGACAAUUUUCUGUAAUCUGGUAGGUGCUCCAUAGAUACACAUAUAUACACAUAUACAUUUAUAUGUAGCUUCACAUUUAUGUACAUAUGAUAUUGAAACAUAACAUUGCUGGUAUUUCCUAGAAAAUUGUUUUGCCCAAUGUUUAAAGAGAAAUAUUGUUAGACAUAUAAGUAUCUCAAAAGAAUUUAGCUAUUUGACAGUUAAUUCUAGUUUAUAACUUGACUAAUUGCCAGUAAAGUCACAAAUUUUAGAUAACCUAAAAAUAAAUGAAGGCCAGGAAUGUAGCUCAGUGGUACAGCACUUGGCUAGCAUGUGUGAGGCCCUACGUUCAGUCUUCAGCAUCACAAAACAAGCAAACAUAUAAACAAACCUACUUACUGGGUUCCUGAUCAAGUACAUCUGACUAUAUAUUUUACUUAAGUUCUAGACAAAUGGAAAUUUUCUAAAAAGAAUUUAUACCAAGUAGUUUAAAAGGAUAAUAACCUGAAUUUUGUCCACCUCUAUGAAGGCAAAAGUCUCCUUUUCCAGUCUCUUGUAGACCCCACACAAUAUGUUGUCCUGGUCUAAGUACUUUCCUGUGAAAUCCAAAUACCAGAUUUCCAGAACUCUUCUGAGAUCCCAGAUCUCUGUCCAGCUUUUAGGAAAGGCAAGGGGUAAGCAGGGAAGGAACUAUAAUAUAAAGAAUGUAUUAAUAUGAAAAGCUUUAUUGAUUUUCACCCUCCCCAUACCUGGCUGUCAAUAGAAAAGAUUCUCAAGCUACUAUGUUUUUGGAAUUUAAGAGUAUGAUAUAAAUGGUUGAAUUUUUUUGUUUGAUGAUCUUUUUACUCUUAGGUAACUUCUUUUAUGUAUUCUUUAAUGGAAACUAAAUUUGUCAGACUUUUCCUAAAAUGGCCUUUUUGGACGAGGAAAUCCUUUAAAAUGACAAUUUGGAUCUUUUUGUUGUUCUUGCUAAAUGAGAGCUGUUUUUCUGUAAGCUUUGUCUGCAUAUGUCUGUGCACAACUCAUGUGACUUCAUUGCUACCUGUUUGCCAGUAUGGUACCCUUAGUGCCCCCUUAAGCCCCUGUCAGUGUCAUGGGGAAGCCAUCUUCUUAUCCCAGAUAGGGCUUAAAAACAUGAAAUAGAAAUUGCUCCUCCCUGGGCUUUAUCAGCCUGGGGUGCACAGAUGAGGCCUCAGGGAUGCAUCUCAUGGCUGCUGUAAUUGUCAUCUCUUCUUCCCUUAGGCUUUCCCACACCUGGAUGAUUGGCAUGUAGGCGGGAGAAUCACAGCCAAAGUCUACUUCCUUUCACUUUCUUUUUCCUGAAAAAAAUCUUGCCUUUCAAGAAGGAGAAGGACCCUGCCUAAGUAAAAUUCCAGAGUACUAAAUAUUUCUCUUCAUUGUCUGUCCACUUCCUUUUCAGAGUUUCUCUUCUACUUUCUGCCUUUCCAUUUUUCCAUAUGGUCCAUGCAGUAAUAAAUAGCUGCUCAAAUUCUCACUGCCUUCUACUGUCCUUUCCCCAUCAACUACCACCUAUAAAAUAACUCCUUUUGUGUCUUCCUACCUUAAAGGGGUUUUUUAGCUGAGUGUUAGGAAGAAAACCAUUUAAACUAACUUUAUAUUUGCAUGAUAUAAAAGAAUUCUUGCUAAUAAUGUAAGUGAAUUGACAGGUUAUUUGGGGAGUGUGAUACAAAUUUCUCUGGCUGAGGAACAGUAACUCAUGAAUGUUUAGAUCUAUGCUGUCUAAUAUCAUAGCCAGUUGCCACAUGUGGCUAUUUAACUAUAAAUUUCAUUUCUCAAUUGCACUUGUCACAGCAACCAUAGAGGACAGUACAGAUACAGAACAUUUCCACCAUUGCAAAAAUCCGUUGGACAACAUUAAUCUAGAAUAUCCUCACUACUCAAAAUAGUGGUCCAUGGGCCUGCAGCACAAAUAUCACCUGGGAGGUUAUAGAAAUGCAGAAUCUCAGGUCCACUCCAGGAAUAUUGAGUCAAAACUCUUCCUUUCAAUAAGAUUCCUUAGACAAUUAGCAUUGGCCUACGUCUGUUUUAUCCUUACUAGAUAGUAGGAAUCUGAGUUCUUCAAAAGUCCCUACAAUAGCUUGUUCCUCAACCCACUGUUCUAUUAAUUCUUUCACUAAUCCUAGAAAUAAGCUGAAACUCAUUCAUCACCAUAGCAGAGUUUUCUUCUCAAUUCUUAUCCCUAAUUCUAGUUUUAGAUGGGCCCUCCCCACUCAGUGGUUUUAUUUCGGCAGCUAAGGUGGUUCACAGGAGAUUAGCUGACCAACACAGCUGGCCUCUUUCCAGGCCCACACUCAGCUCUAAGCCACUAACACUCCACAUUCAUUCUGUUUGUUGCUUAUGUGAUAUGUUCAUUUGUUCGUGACUUAGGUCAGGAACAUUUCAGAAGAAUAUGUACUGAGAUAAGUAAACACUGGGUAGUCUCCUGCAGCUCAUACAUUUUCAUUUUCUCUUAUCAGUCAGUUAUCCUGUUGAUAUAGUUCAUGCUUGAGGACAUAUAGCAGCAUACACAUUAAAUGAUCAUUAGGCAUGCAAAAGGGGAUCCAAUUAAUUACAAGUGAAGUGAAUAUGUCAUUUAAUCCUCCAAGUAGGCAUGUUUUGCUAGAUUUGAAUUUUUCAUAUGCUAACUUAUCUUGAUUUCACAUGGUUAAUAAUUCUCUAAAGUAGUGCUUGAAAACAGUGUAGCAUAUUCUUGGUUCUCAAAUGCAAAUUUUUAAAUUCUUUAAUAAGAUCUUUUAUAGUGACUUAUUGUCAGGAAUCUUUCACCUAAUAAUUUUUACAUACUGAUAUGAUUUACCAAAACAUAACUGCCUAGAGAAUCUGUAGCUGAUUUUUAUGAAUAGAUUUUAGACUUCUAUAGUUACUUUAUUUAACAGGAACCUAAAAAUGAAAUAUUCAUACAAAAUAUCACUUAGAAAAUUAUGGGAGUUCCUUCUACGCUUCAUUUCUAAAGCAAAUUACCUGCUAUUGUCAACUGGACUAACAAUAUAGUGAACUGUCAUAUUCUCAGGAUAUGAAUUCUUUAAUUUUUUUAAUGAAUUCUUUAAUUAAAACAACACAUCUUUGGCAUCUAAGGUGUCUCCUGGCUCUACUACUUUCACAAGGCAAAUUCAUCCUACAUCUUUCAGAUAUACGUUGAAUGGACAAUAGGCUUAGAGUUGGAGAAUACAAGUGAUAAUUUUUAAACACCAGGUUUUCCUCAGCACAGGGAGAGAGAGAGGAGAAAGAGAUGAAAAUUUUUCAAAUGGGGAGUGUGACUAAUGUACUAGCUUUCCUUGUGGUUCCUACCGCUUGGCUUCAACAUUCCUCCUCUCACUGCCGCACUCCAUGUGCAGUGGGGCCUGGGUCUUUUUGUCUCUGCUGUGGCAUCUCUUGACUUUUGUAUUGCAGUCUCUGUGUCACAACAGUAAUGUGAUGUCUUUGCAGUAGGAUGCCUUCCUAAAGAAGCAGCCAAAACUUUAUAAAGGUGAUGUUACUGGUUUCUAUAAAAAGCAAAGCAUUUUUUUUCUUUAUUAUUAUUUUAUUUUUUCCAAGUUUUGUUUAGGGACAUUUAUGGUAGAAGAAAAAAAAAAACUACUACAAAAGUUUAUUGUUAAAGAGAGCAGAGAGAUCAGAGACAGCUGGACUGUACCUAUUUGUAUAAUUCUUCCUGUUAUUUUCAGGAAAAGAAGUUUAAUGGAGUCACUGAGACUGCAUUAACUCAGUAGCAACAUUUAGGAUAAAUUCCAUAUUAUAUAACAUAGAUGAACAAUUCCUUUUAUGUAACUAAGAUAUUCUAUUUAUUUACAUCCUCUCCUAAUUUUUUAUGCACUUACAAGUUUUAGUUGGAAAAUAAAAACCAAGCCACUACUUAGAAACUUUUAAAACUCCACACAAAAUAUUUUAACUUUAGCUACAAGAUAUUCAUUCUAUAUAGGAAUUUACAGUCUAAGUAUUUCAUGGUAACUGCAUUUCAACUAUAACAUAACCAAACCUAACAAAACAUACGGUUACUUUUAAGAUGCAUUAAAAUAAAGGAUUGCAAUACUCAGUUGAUAAUGCUAUUAAAGUAGGAUAAUGCAGUUGGAUAUACAAGCUAAAAAGAAGAAAGAAUAUAUUUUGUGGCCCUUAAUGUUUGAUUGCACUGUUAUUUCACAGAGCUUAGCCAUAUCUAUUUCUAUACUUUUUAAGUAUUAAGCUAAUACAUAAAAAUUUUGUACAGUUCUGGUAACUGGUAACUAGUGCUGUGAAAGGUUCUAGUAUUGUAACAUUCCCUGUUUUAUGAGUUAUAUGUUGUAUAUUGAAGAUGACUAGUAAAUUGGAGUAAUAUAUUUAUCUAGAGCUGGAAAAAUAUAAUUAUUUUCAAAUCUCCAAGUAAGUUGUAUCAAAUAUUUUUCUUUCUCUUAAGAGUGAUGAAAGUCUCACUUUUAUGUUAACAUGUCUAUUUAUAAAACAGAUUUCUCCUUUUCUGGUUUUAUUAAUUUUCAUAUUAAAAGGUUUCUUAUCUUUUUAUACCAAAGUAAUUAUCAUGCUGGUUAUUCAAACUGCCAAGUUGUAUUUUAGUUUGUGGAACUUUUGGCAGAUAAAAUGUUUGGUAACACAUAAAUACAAAAGCUUUGUAUAUUUUGUGGCUUUAUGAGCAAGAAUUUUACUUUUGAACUUCUCUAUGUGAGGCAGUGCUGACAUCAGCAUAGUCCAUCAUAGGCAGUAUUACUUAAUAAUCACUUUAGAAGGUUUUCAUAAGUUGUAUAAAUCAGUGCAUUUAUUUAUUGUUUUGUGAAAUUUAAUCUUUAUACAAAAUGCAUAUUCUGGCUCUUUUCCUUUUUUACUCUUGUUCCCUAGAUUGUAAUAGCUCUAUUAAUGAUUUACUUAUAUACUUGAAGUACUCAUUUCUGUCAAACAGAUGCCCUGUUUUUUUCCUUGUAAAAAGAAAUAUUCUUUUUAGCAUAGGUAACUGAACAGUUAUAGGAACUUUGUAAAAAAAUGAUUUUUGUAUCUAAAAUAAAUAUCAAAAAAGCUUAAAGCCAAAAGAAAUCACCAAUAUUAAGAAUUUAAUGUACCCAAGAGAUCCGUUGUACUAUAUUUUGCCAAUAUAUGUCUUCAAUUUGUAACUUCUUUCCCGUGAUGAAUCAAUUUAUGUUAUGAGAAGUUUCCAUGAUUGUACUGCCAAUAUGGCAUUUAAAUGAAAACUAAGAAUCAUGAAUCCCUAAAAAUAUCACAUACCUCUUCCAGCCAGCUCGUGGUUCUGAGAUAUAUAUACUUAUAUUUAUAUUUGCAUUUGACUCUGGACUCUUCUACAGAAAUAGUAACCGUUGGCUAAUGGUUUAUUUGUUUCUGUCAAGUAAAGUGAUGAGAUUUUAAUUGAAUCUUGAAUCAUUUUUAAAUAUAUUCUCAAUUCAACUGUUUAAAAACCUACAAAUUUAAAACAUAAUGGCAUAACAUGCCACACAAAAAUGACCUGUUUUCAAGGAAGAAAAAAAACCUUCCCACUUAAUAUGAAGCAAUGUAAUAUAACAAAAAUCAUCUUAACAAUCCUUAUCUAUUUUACAGUAGACUAAUUGUGAGCUAUUUAAGAAUUAUAUUAGGAGAUUAAUAAUUGACAAUUUUAAAUACAAGGUUUUAUAUUAAUUUUACAGUUCUAUAAGCAAUUAUUGAAGUUAGAAAAAAAUGAAAAGAUAUGAGAAACAUGUAGAAAUUAAAGGAAAAAAGAACUUGAAUUGGAAAUUUGACAGUUUUGGAAAGAGUUUGAAUGUAGAAUAGAUAUCUUUCACUUUAUGUUGUAGAAACAAAAAGCACAUAUGAGAUAUGGUAAGCACAAGACCACAAAACAAAACCAAAAAAAGGUUACAAUGGUAAGGUCUGAGAGUUUAUCUAGAUCUUAUUAAAAUAAGCAGUGAAUUCAGGGAGCCAAUUUUACUGUUGAAAUUUACAAGUCAGUUAAGGAGGUAGUUCUGCUGACCUAAUCAUUCAAGUCAUGUGAUGUACCACACACAAGUGUUUAAUACAUGGGGCAGUUGUCUGUGCUUUCUCAGUUUAGUGAUAACUAUAGAAGAACUAGUCAGAAGGACUUAGCUGGUUCCUUUGAAAUAAAAGAACCCUGGUAAAUGUAUAUCAGACCAUACCAUACAGAUCAAAGGGAUUUUCAUGAACUUGCUAAGCCUUUAAAUGUGUUAGCUAUGAUGGAUUUUUUUUUCAUUUGAAACAAAUUAUAAAGAUUUACAAUAUUUACCAAAAGAUGAAUUUUGUCAUUCUGCAGAUAGGAAUAUGAUUCCAGCUUAUUGGGUUCCAUAACUGACUUCAGCACUGGCUCAUUGUCUCCUUUCUGCAAACUACAUGUUUUGGUAUUUUAAUUUUUCCCAGUGCCACACAAUAUUAUCAGUUAUAACUACUUGGGUUUUUUUUUUUUAUUACAAAAGGAGCUAUAUAAGUGUGAAUCAUACUUAAAUUUCCCAUUUCUUCUCCACUGUCAUCUUAGAUAUAAAUGAAGGUGUCUCAAGUAUAACAUGGAAAUAAAACGUUUCUUCAUGUUCCAUUUACAAGUGAAAAUUGAGGACUGGCUGCAGCUCAGUGGUAGGGCAGCUGGUUAGGAUGCACACAGCUUAGGUUCAAUCUUCAGCACCACAAAAAAAUAAAAAUACAAGAGAAAGGGAAGUUAAACUGCUAUCAUCUGUACUAGAAUAGGUCAAGGGUAUUUUUAUAUGCAUGCUAUAAUUUUUUAAUUCACCAAAAAUUAAGUAUUUUAUAAAAGUGAAUGUAAUCAUUUCUUAAGACCUUCAUAUUUUUAUAUUAAUUCCCUGGAGGAGAAAAUAUCUCUUGAAACAAGUGGUUUUCAAAAAUAGAGUACAUAUUCUGCCGCCUGCCUCACAAGUAAGUGCAAGGUCCUGAGUUUGAUCCCUGGUACCAAAAAAAAAAAAGAGUACAUAAUUCCUUAACUUGUUUUCCCCUGUGUUGUCACUUUCUUAAUUCAAUACUGAGCCCUUUCUGAAUGGUGUCUUGGAUCCAGAGCAAGGAUCACUGACUAUGUUCUUAGACUAUGGAAGAGUAUCUUUCAUGUAGUGUACCUUCAGAGAAACUAAAUGAAAAUUUGGGCACAAUUAAGAAACAUAAAUUAGAAAUUAGAAUAACCUACUUAAAAUAAUAUUACUUAUAUAUAAGGGACCGUGAAUGAUGACUUUAGUUUUGCAUGACAUUUGAAUUUAGUCACUGUCUUCAGGUCACUAUCUUGACCUGACUAUUUCUUUGCUAAAUCUGAUGUAACAGUGCAGCACAAUAUAAUUCAGAGCUCCUGUACCAUUCCCUUCGCCCUGAAAUGUUGAAUUAUAAGAAUGUAUAAAGUUAAAAAAAGAAAAGAAUGUAUAAAGCUGUGUGAUACAAGGAAACACUGAAUUUGAAUUCAUGAGCAUGGUAUUUUGAUCUGUUUUAAUGGCACAACUUAAUUUUUUGAUGACAGAUCUCUUAAGUGAUUAUUCCACAGUGAUUUUGUAUGUGACAGGAAGAAAUCGUUUUCUUGGGAAUGUGCUUCCUAUGAUGACCUGAUACACAGAUGACCUUAGAAUAAUUGAAAUUAAUUACAAUUUUUAUUAGAAUCAUCCUUGUUUAUAAAUUUCAACUGUGUAGCAAGAGUUUUGAUGUACAUAAUGAUGAGGAUGAAAGUUGCCAGCUUAAAUAGUUUUUUGGUUUUCUUUUAGUUGGAAAGCUUUCAGAAAGGUUUUGAGAGAUGACACAGUUUUUAUGCAAUAUUAUAUAAAUUAUGUUCUUCUGCCAAGAAACUCAUAACCUAAAAUAUGAAAUGAAGCAAAGCCUUAAUAAAAAUCUUGGUUUUGAAUUGUGCAAAUUUAAAAGCAUUUUAUAUGUCAGAUUUUUUUUCAGUACACAGUUGCACAUUUCAUAUUUUACCAUUUCAAAGGCUGAAUUGGCAUUUUAUGUUCUGUUUUAAUUACUUGCAAUAAACUGAUAAUUUUAUUACCUUGGUUUAGGCCCUUAUCAGUACAGACCUUCAACACUUCUCUCCUAUGCUUUGGCCGUAGCUUUUCAGCAAACAGCUUUCCUAUUUUCAUGUCUCUCACAAAAAUUUGCUUUGUCAUCUCUUUGCUAAAAAUUCAUAAGUAGGCUCUUUUUUCUUUAUUGCAAAGCAAACUAGCUCUUUAGGAAAAUGGGUAAGAACCUCUGUGACCUUUAGCAACUUUACUCACCAUUGACCUUUGUAAUACAGAAAUUUGCAACUGCUCACAAUUUAGUGCCUUGGCAUACUCAUAUUCCAUAGAUCAACUCAUAUAAGAUUCAGUUCAAAUUUAACUUCCUGUGAAUCCCUACCUGCUGUCUGUAGGCAGGCAUUUCAUCCAUGCUCCACAGUAUUUUGAAAAUUUUUAUGUUAGUUGGACGUGGUGGCACACACCUAUAAUCCCAGCACUUAGGAGGCUGAGGCAAGAGAAUUGCUGCGAGUUCAAGCCUGGGCUGCAUAGUGAUUUCAAGUCAGCCUGAACUCUGCAUAGUGAGAUCCUGUCUCAAAAAAAAAAAAAAGAGAGAAAGGGCCGGGAUUUAGCUCAGUGGUGCUGCCACCUGCCUUGAAAGCAAAAGGUCUGGAGUUCGAUCCCAGGUACCAAAAAAAAAAAAAAGAGAGGAAAAAAAAAUAGCAUCAUAUUUUCAAAUACACGUAGAUACCUGCCUCUUCCACUGAGUUUCUCUUAUUUUUGUGGCCUAAUGUCUAGCUAGCACAUAAUAGGACCUUGAUAAAUGUUUUUGAAUGAAGGUAAUAAAAUUCUGUUUUCUAUAUUUUUGUACUUUGACAAAUAAAAGCUUAGAACUCCCUGAAAAUUCACGUGUUGAGUGUUGUCAUGCAUGUACUCUGGACUAGCAAAAGAUAAACAGGGAAGAGCCCUGGUUUUAUAAAGAUAAUAAUUUGUUUGCUGUACAUCAGCAAUAUUGACUAAAUGCAAAUUCUUAUUUCUAAAAAUGAGGCUUCCUUUUUUUCACAUAACUACCAAUUCUUGUUUGAAAUUCAUAAAUGUGCCCUAAAGAUUUUCUUUCUGUUUUACAUUCAGUGUGUACAGUCUUCAUACACACACAGUGAUUACCUACACACAAAAAUAAGACUCGAGAAAGAAUAAAAAGCAAUAGUGAAGGUGAAAUUUUUAAAGUAAUAUUCAGCCAUGAAGAUAUAGAUUUGUGUGACUUCCCGGUUAUUUAUAGUUAAUGAUUAUUGUAAAUAUAAGAAGGUUUAUAGAAUAUAAAGGCUAAAAACCAUUACCUGUGAGCCUGUUUUUCUUUUGUGAGCCUAUAAAACCUUUCUACCAUGACCCCAAAUAAUAAAAACGUUAACACAAAAAUCUCUUUAAGUUAAUAAUUUCUAAAAUUAAGUAUUAGUCAAAAUAUAUGUAAUUAAAUGAAAAGCUCUCUUUCUUACUUGAUAGACAUUUUCCUAUCUUUUCUAUACUUGGCACUCAAUUAGAUGCUGAGGAUACAAAUAAGACAUAGUUCCUGUCUGGGAGAGCUCAAGUUUGUCUUCAUGAUCAGUUUUCUAUAUCUGUUUAAGAAAUUAGGGCCGGGGAUUUCACUCAGUGGUUCUGCUGCCUGCCUCACAAGUCCAAGGACCUGAGUUCGAGCCCCAGUACCAAAAAAAAAAAGAGAGAAAUUAGGAGAAUUUUUAGAAAACCUAUUCCUCGGGUUAUUUCAGGGAAAGAGUCUCCUUCUAGCCCCCACCCCCAAAUAACCACAUUGUGUGUCAUAAAGGAGUAAUUUCACUUUCAUGUCCACAUUUAUUGUGUUUUCAUGUUGGCCACAAAUAAUUUUGACUGUGUUUCAUCAAUCCUAUAGAAUGCUAUUUUUCACAACUAUAGGUCCAAGUAAGAGAAUAACGCAUACUUCAAAAUAUACAAAAGGUAUACAUUGCAAACUCACUGGAGAGGAGAGGGGCUAUAAAGAAAUGCUUUCCAGUAGAUUUCAAAGUCUCUGAAGUUAUUGGUGUUGAAGGUUGGUGUUUCUACCUCAGUCAUUUUUGAUGAGGUGUAGGGAAUAAUAAUAGUCUAAGGAUAUAGUAAAUAGACUAGUAAUAUUUGUGUACUGCAAGGCUCUGAUACAUAGAUUAAACAAAACAAAAAUACUUGAGUUAUAAAAUUAACUUCUAAAUAUUUAUUGAUGGUUAGGGUAUAGGAUCCCUUUAUGAGAAGGAAGAAACUGUCUUUAUUUUUAUUCUCAGUAAGUAUGGGAAAACCUUUAUGUGUUCACAUUUUGAUAGGCAUAUUUUAAACUCACUGUUUCUCAUCAUGAUAAAGUAGCAACCAUUUCUAUAUUCUCUAGCAAAACAAAAUUCUUAAUUUGGUAACUUUGUUCUUUGUUCAACUUUGUAAAAGGUCCACUCAGAAAGAUGCUCAGAAGGCUGGACACUUUUACCCUUCUAUUCAACACAUUCAUUUAACCUUUUAAUAAAGAUUAUCAGAAAUUGUCUCCCAUUUAUCAUCAUGUUGAAAACCUAACAGUAUAAUUCCUUCUAUUGCGAAAGAUAGUUUUAAUUUAGCCUUGGCAUAUUUAUAGCUAAGAAUUUACUACAUUUUGGUAGUCUGUUUUGAAACUAAAAUACUGGUAUCUGAAAAGAUGCAGAUAAUGUCUAUCUAUUUAUUACACAGUGGGCUCUGUUUGCUGCAGAAAAGAGUGAAACUUUUAACUGCUUAGCACAUUUGCCAGUGAAAUAUACCUGAUAGCAGAGGUUAUAACUAUGACUCUAAUUAUUUUAAUAAUGAUAAGACGUGAGUUUUGUUUGUUUACAUGCUGUUUACAGUGGCAUAAUUUUUUAAAUAUAUACAACAAUUGAGAUAUUUAUUGCAUACUAUUUUAAAGAUGUUUUAUGUGUUUUCACCUUUGGAAUAUAUUGUUACAUUUCCUGUACAGAUAAUUUGGGUGGCUUUGUUAAUGUAGCUAGUGAUUUUUAUGACUACUAAGUGACCAGUUUUUGGUGCCUUUUAUUGUGGGAUGCAUGAUUAUGUAUUUAUUGUACGGAAGCCACUGAUGUGUGUAUUUUUGUACUUUGCCAAGAGUAAUGGUUGAUCUUGAUGUACAUGAUAGUAAGAGAGCUCUUUCCCAAUGGGCACUGCCCUGAGAUUAUCCUUCUCAAAUAAAAAGAAAGCAUUUGAA
Messenger RNA from Heterocephalus glaber (naked mole-rat), 16155 nucleotides. Lineage: Eukaryota; Metazoa; Chordata; Mammalia; Rodentia; Bathyergidae. The record is from RefSeq and is a predicted model, not a curated record.